AUGGGCUCAAUUAACCCCCAUCAAAUCCCACCAUCACCGCUACCCUCAAAAACAUCCACCACCCCCUUCUGGCGCGCCUCUCUCCACGCCCUCGACAACCACCGCACCACGCCCUCCCUCCCCCAAACCUGCGAUAUCCUCAUAAUCGGCGGCGGCUACGCCGGAAUCGCCGCAGCAUACCACCUGCUCGCCUCGCCAGAAGCAAAAGCCAAAUUCGCAUCCGGCGCUCCAAAACCCAACGUCGUCCUCCUCGAAGCACGCGGCGCGUGUUCCGGAGCCACGGGUCGAAAUGGGGGACACUUACGACCGUCUGUGCAUACGCGACUGCCUAUGUUGAUUGAGGAGUUUGGACUGGAGAAAGCGGUUGAGUUGUGUGAGUUUGAGGAUGCUCACGUGAGUGCGAUCGAGGAGGUGGUGGAGAGGGAGGGGAUUGAGUGUGAGUUUAGGGUGACGAGGAGUUUUGAUGUUUAUACGGAUGAGGAGGAGGCGGGGAGGGCGAAGGAAACUUAUUUGAGGUUGAAGGGGGAGGGGGUGGCUAAGAGUACGAUGGAGGGGUUGGUUUGGAUGGAGGGGGAGGAAGCUGAGAAGAUCUCAGGAGUCAAAGGAUGUGUAGGCUGUUUCACCUUCUCAGCAGCAUCACUCUAUCCCUACAAACUCCUAACCUCCCUCCUCCACAUCACCCACACCACCGGCAACCUAAACCUCCAAACCAACACCCCAGUAACCUCCCUUACCCAAUCCUCACCACCAACCUCUCUUGAAUCCUCAUCAAACACCUGGACCGCCUCCACCCCCCGAGGCACUAUCACCUCCCCCCAAAUAAUCCUCGCAACAAACGCCUACACCUCCGCCCUCCUCCCCGAAUACACCACCAAAAUCGUCCCCUGCAAAGGAAUCUGCUGUCACAUUGUUCCCUCCCCCUCCUGCACACCCCCAGAGCUAGUCAACACAUAUUGUCUCCGUCUAUAUGGCGGCUCCCACGACUACCUGAUCCAGCGUCCCGACGGCUCCAUCAUCGUCGGUGGCGGACGCUCGCAUUUCUUGGGUCAUAGGGGGGAGUGGUAUAACAACGCCGAUGACUCAUCCUUAAUCGAACCAGCGAAAUGCUAUUUUGAUACGUACAUGCAAGAUCACUUCACAGGCUGGGAAGAGAGUGGUGCGAAGGUCCAAGAGAUUUGGAGUGGCAUUAUGGGGUAUUGCUCGGAUGGACUGCCGCAUGUUGGGGAGGUGCCGGGUCGGAAGGGGGUUUGGGUUGCGGCUGGGUUUGAGGGACAUGGGAUGCCGGUUAUUUGGCUGACGAUGAGGGGCGUGGUGAGGAUGAUGGAUUGGGGGAGUUGGGAGGGGAGUGGUGUGCCGAGGGUUUAUGAGACGUCGAGGGAGAGGUUGGAGAGUGGGAGGGAUGAUUAUAGAGCCAAAGUUUAG
Glarea lozoyensis ATCC 20868 is the source of this 1422-nucleotide messenger RNA. Its product is annotated as FAD/NAD(P)-binding protein. Gene Ontology annotation, cellular component: cytoplasm. The transcript is spliced from 2 exons. The record is from RefSeq and is a predicted model, not a curated record. The coding region runs from base 1 to 1422 and encodes 473 amino acids. Gene Ontology annotation, molecular function: oxidoreductase activity. Lineage: Eukaryota; Fungi; Ascomycota; Leotiomycetes; Helotiales; Helotiaceae.